CUUCGUUUGCACACCAACCAUCUACUUUACUCAUCUCACACGCCAUGCCUCAACAUUCCACAAACCAAAAGGUCGUAUUCAUUACCGGAGCGUCAUCUGGUAUCGGUCGAUCCCUAGCAUUCGCAUACGCAUCCCACUAUGCAAAGCAAGGUCUUGUUCUCGGACUCAUAUCCCGACGUGAAACCAUCCUAUCCGACAUGAAAUCCCAGAUUGAAAAGGAAUACAAAUCCAUUCGAGUCGAAAUCAGCGCCUGCGAUAUCACAUCCCCUUCUACACCCACUCUUCUCGAAACUCUCACAUCCCGCACAGGUAUUCCCACCAUAAUGGUCCUCAACGCCGGAAUCGGACACCAAGGCAAACAAAUUGGACAAGGCGAUAUAUCAGAUGAUGCAGCUGUCAUUGAAACGAAUUUGGUUGGGGCUAUGAGAGUUUGUCAUUGGGUUGUUGGGGUUUGGGAACGUGUUGGGUGUGUGGGGCAUGUAGUCGGUGUUAGUUCGGUAGCGGCUUGGAGAGGGUUGCCCACUAGUGCCGCUUACAGUGCUUCUAAAGCGGGAUUGGACGUAUACUUGGAUGCAUUGAGAGUGGAAAAGUAUGGGAAAAUCAAGGUGACGGUGUUGCAUCCAGGAUAUAUUGAUACGCCCAUUAACGACAUGAUGGAGCAUCGACCAUAUUUAAUAUCAGCGGAUAAAGCUGCUCAGCUGGUUUUGAGUCGGAUUGAGAGAGGUGUACGGCAGGCGUUUAUACCAUGGUGGCCUUGGACGGUGGUUGCGAGGUUGCUUGCAAUGUUGCCGACGUGGGUGUUGGCCUUGGCGGCGAGAAAGUUUACAAAGUAGAAAAGAGUUGACCGGUUACCGGUGUCGUCCGAUUUGAAAAAACUGGUGCAAAUUGUUGGAAAUGAUUGCUGAGAUGUUUACUACAAAUGAGGGGUAUAUCUAUUAUUUUUUUGUUUGUUUUCUUUAGCAUGACUGCUCAACAGUAUGCUGUACACAGAGUACAAAAUCAAAGAAAAACACAUACACACACACAAAGUAACUUUUGCCAUCAAUACACAAACAUCUGAGUUUGCCAAGGUUUCAAAACCACCCACAACCCCUUAUUCCUCAAUUCCUCCCGAUCCCUUUGAUAAGUCACCCCACUCA
Molecule: messenger RNA, 1139 nt
Organism: Spizellomyces punctatus DAOM BR117
Lineage: Eukaryota; Fungi; Chytridiomycota; Chytridiomycetes; Spizellomycetales; Spizellomycetaceae
Exons: 5
Coding region: 45-833 (262 amino acids)
Cellular component (GO): membrane
Molecular function (GO): oxidoreductase activity
Source: RefSeq, a predicted model, not a curated record